Molecule: messenger RNA, 726 nt
Organism: Verticillium dahliae VdLs.17
Lineage: Eukaryota; Fungi; Ascomycota; Sordariomycetes; Glomerellales; Plectosphaerellaceae
Product: endoglucanase II
Exons: 3
Coding region: 1-726 (241 amino acids)
Source: RefSeq, a predicted model, not a curated record
AUGGCUCAUGGGCACGCUACAUUUCAGCAGUUCUGGAUCGACGGCGUUGAUCAGGGCAGCAUCUGCGCUCGCCUUCCUCCCGGCAAUAGUCCGAUCGAAGACGUCACUUCGAACAACCUCCGCUGCAAUAUCGGAGGUGCCAGCGGCGUGGCGGGCAUUUGUGAAGUUCCUGGUAUGUCAAUCUGCCCUUGCCAUCCUUCGGCUCAGGCUGACACCCGCACACCAGCGGGCUCCAUGAUUGAGGUCGAGAUGCACGAGCAGCCGGGUGACCGUGAUUGCGAGAAGCCUGCCAUCGGAGGAAACCACCAUGGCCCUGUCAUGGUCUACCUCGCGGCCGUCCACGACGCCACGACUGCCGACGGCUCAGACCCAUUCUUCAAGAUUGGAGAGUAUGGAUACACACCUGAGGACCAGGUCUGGGGAACUGACUAUCUGAACAACAAUUGCGGUCGCUUCGGCGUGCUGAUACCGGAGAACCUGCCCUCUGGCGAUUACUUGGUUCGCGCAGAGGCUGUUGCGCUCCAUAGUGCAGGUCAGCUCGGCGCGGCGCAGUUCUACAUGACCUGCUACCAGAUCAAGGUGACGAACGGGGGCACUGCUUCGAUCCCGUCAGGCGUAUCUUUCCCCGGGGAAUACAAGGCUGACCAUCCUGGGAUUCACAUCAACAUCUGGGUGGAUGACAUUGAUGCCUAUGUCAUCCCCGGGCCUCCCAUUGCCGAGGUUUAA